UACUUGGUUGGAGAAGUGCUUGAAUUUUGAAGUCUAAUAUCUAAUAUUUCAUUUGCAUUGGAAGAGAUUAUCGUGCUGGCUUUGUUGUGGUGCUUUGCAUGAUUUUCUUUUUGAGUUUAUGAGGAAAACUUUAGUAUGAAAUGCCCUAGAUUUGAGAUUAAGCUUUAUGUGAUGCUAAAUCAGCCACCGUCAACAGUUGUUAAAGAUGCUAUUUUUAGCACUUUUUUUUUACUCAAAUGGCUACAUUUUUUCGUUUGAUUAUGCACAAAAGUACAUUUAUAAGCUAAUACUUACCAUAGGAUUUUGCCACAAGAUGGCUGAAAGGGAAGGAUCAAAUAAAUUCUUCCAACACUGAACUAUGUAUGUCAUCAAUCAUCAUCACCAUCUCUUUGGAAGUAACCUUGGACACGCUGAAUCUUUUUCUUUCCUUUUCUUUCUUUCUUUUUUUGUGGCUUGUAAGAGAAAGAAGGAUAUUUGAUUCUGUUUUCUGUUUUGAUUUAGGAUUUUGUUUGAAUCAAUGUAAUCUUUUAGAUGAUUAGGGCACUAUAAAUAUGUGCUAAAACUCUUCAUUGGUACGACCUCUGGCAUUGAAUAAUAUGAAGAGCUUUCAAUUAUUUUCUCCUACCUCAUAUUCUUUCGACCACUUCUCCCACCCUUUCUCUCCUUCCCUUGUUUUUCGGCGUUCUACAUCAUCCUCCCCUUUGUGCCAAAAUUUAAUCUUCAUUGCCAGCAACGCGCUCAAGUACCAAGAUUUGGCAGUUGGGAAAAUGAAGAUAAUGUUCCUUAUACAGCUUAUUUUGAGAAGGCACGAAAAGAUCGAACUGGCUCAAGGAUGAAUCCAAAUGUUCCUGAGCGGAAUCCAGAUUCAGUUCAUGAUAAUUCAUCUUCUUCUGAUCUCCCACCUACUGAACCCAUGGUUAAUUCAGAGGAUGAAAAUGGAAAAGGAUCAGUGAGAUCAACACUUGAAUUACAAAAGAGCACGGAUGAUGUUGCUCCUAAGCCUUCUACUGAUUUUCCAGCUCGUCAUGACAGUAUGGGUGAUAGAAGUGGCAAUGAUUCAACACAUCGUCAGGGAGUUGGUUCUGCUGACACUCGUCAGAAAUUUGCAAAACAAGGUACUGGGUCUGAGUAUAUUAUUGAACGCUCACCCCUUCAUCGCUUGGUGAAGACCCCAGGCAGAGAUAGUCCCUCUUGGGAAGGAAAGAAUUCCUACGACAGCAGCCAUGGUACACCAGGAAGAUCCCGACUCAGAACACCUCAUCGAGGCGAUGAAUCUCCUGACAAAGCUGCUGCUGUUCCCAAAUUUGGCGAGUGGGAUGAAAAUGACCCUGCAUCAGCUGAUGGUUAUACUCAACUUUUCAACAAAGUGAAGGAGGAGAGAGCUGGUGGCGGACAAGCGCCCGGCACACCCACUCAGAGACCAUAUAUUGUCCGGAACCAAGAUAUUAAAGACAAAGCAAAGAGUUGGUGCUUUGGCUGGUGCAAAUAAAGAUUUCUAGAAAGAGAUGAAUUGGAUUCUGAGCAGAAAGAGAGAUAAAAAGUAUUCUUGUGAUUGAUCAUGAGGUCUGUGGAGCACUUGUAAAUAUUCAAGGACGAAGGAUCUCAUGCUGCGGCAAAACAUCAAUGAAAUGCAUUGAUGGUAACUACUUUGUGAGACCAAACUGAAACCUGAUGCGAUUAUCAAGACCAAAAUAUACUUAAUAUAUAUAUAUAUAUAUAUAUAUAUAUAUUAUGAUUUGUUGAACAAAGGCACUUACCAAGAUUAUGGUUUUUAUUUCGUUUUCUUUUUAGCAAUUUGUUGUGUCAUUGCGUGCUUCGAGUUUCAACUUAAUAUUUAUUUAGCUGGAAUCUUAAACCAUUUUGAUUAUAUAAUUCUUUCCUAAUGAAUGGGUGGGUUGUUAAAUGGA
This is a messenger RNA of Neltuma alba, 1907 nucleotides long. RefSeq names its product RPM1-interacting protein 4. Gene Ontology annotation, cellular component: plasma membrane. The record is from RefSeq and is a predicted model, not a curated record. NCBI's taxonomy places the organism in Eukaryota, Viridiplantae, Streptophyta, Magnoliopsida, Fabales, Fabaceae. The transcript has 4 exons. The coding region runs from base 833 to 1489 and encodes 218 amino acids.